This is a messenger RNA of Bacillus rossius redtenbacheri, 664 nucleotides long. RefSeq lists its product as uncharacterized. The transcript has 7 exons. Gene Ontology annotation, biological process: sensory perception of smell. Lineage: Eukaryota; Metazoa; Arthropoda; Insecta; Phasmatodea; Bacillidae. The record is from RefSeq and is a predicted model, not a curated record. Bases 17 to 484 code for a protein of 155 amino acids. Gene Ontology annotation, molecular function: odorant binding.
AGACGACAAAGGAACCAUGAAGGUGCAGCAAGUCAUCGCAGGAUGUCUUCUUACGUGGACAGUCGGCCAUUGCUUCCCGGGCUUGGACCAGGACACGGUGUUCACCGGCCGCGCCAUGGAGCGCGCGAAGGAAGUGGACACCACGUGCCGCGCCGAGUCGGGCGCCGGCGAUGACAGCUUCCACCUGUUCAUCACCGGCGAAGAGGUGCCCGACAGCGACCACCCGUUCAAGUGCUUCGUAAGAUGUGUGAUGAGACAACUUGAAUCACUCGAUGAAGACGGCAACUUCAGCAUCGAAGAGGAGUUGCAGAACGUGCCGCCCGAGAUCAAGGAAGAAGGAGACAGAAUCGUCAAAGCCUGCGCUCACAUCAAAAGCCCGGACCAAUGCGAGACCGCGUACCGGAUACACAGGUGCUACCACAACGAGAGUCCAGAGGUUUACUCAGUCGCCAUUAGACACUGGGAAUACAGAGCCCGCAAUUAACAGAAUGGCUGGAGUCUGUCAUCUAAGCUUACGUGACCAAAAGAGAACUUCACAACUUGGCAAUGACAAUCUUGAAUUUUAAUCUUUAGCACAUUUUUGCCUAUACGUAUUAUCAAACACUGUAUCUGCACAUGCUUUAAAUGGAAAUAAAUAAUCUUUCAUUGGUAUUAUAACUUAAAA